This is a messenger RNA of Xenopus laevis (African clawed frog), 2172 nucleotides long. It is a transcript of the gene rasgef1a.L, whose product is annotated as RasGEF domain family member 1A L homeolog. Gene Ontology annotation, biological process: Ras protein signal transduction; small GTPase-mediated signal transduction. Gene Ontology annotation, molecular function: GTPase regulator activity; guanyl-nucleotide exchange factor activity. Bases 689 to 2116 code for a protein of 475 amino acids. Gene Ontology annotation, cellular component: plasma membrane. Lineage: Eukaryota; Metazoa; Chordata; Amphibia; Anura; Pipidae. The record is from RefSeq and is a predicted model, not a curated record. The transcript has 13 exons.
UAUUCAUGUAAAAAUGUUUAUGAGGUACAUUAGAGAUAUUGUUAUUGUAGGCAUUGUAUUCUGUACUUACACAGCAGCUGGAGGGCUAUAGUUUGGACCCCUUGAGGUGUCACCUUAAUGGAAUAAGGCUUCAGCCUGGUAUUAGAGAAGGGUUUAUAUAAGUGCCUUUAGAUCUACAGGCAGUACCAGAGCAUGGGGACUGAAGUCAGUCAGCUGAUGAUGGGUUCUACUAUCAUUCAAAUGAGAGAUGUUGGUGACCUCACUAGCUGUAACCGAAAAAUAAAAGGGGUACACCCCCCCACCCUGGAGUUUUCCCCCCUCUGGCAGGGUAAGAACAAGUGCUGGUUCUGUGCCUCUCUUCUGAUAGCAUUGCUGCUCUCCCUGGCAGCCACUGCAGUCCUGAAACACGCUAGAUUGUAUCUGUUCUUCUGAGAUUGACUCAGCCUGGUCACAUGAUGCUACUGUAUGUAUGAGUGAAGAGAGAGUGUUAGAAUAUACCUCCAGAUCAGUAUGGGGCAGAAUGGGCUAAAUCUGCUCUGUGUGUUUGAGAGAAAGACUGAGCAUGAGUCUUACAUGUGACUGUGUGGGGUUGCAUUAUUGUGCAGUAAAAUGAGAGCUUGGCUACCUGUGGCUGCUGUACCAAGGGAACCAACCAAAUCACUAUCUGAACUGUCAGGAGAAGGAAAAUAUGCCACAGACCCCUUUAUUUCCCAGCAUGCUUGGCUCUACCUGUAGUGGGCAGGUGCAGCCGGAGAUGGGAGAGCAGUGUAGAGAUCCUGUUUAUCAAGAUGGAAGCCUGGUGUCUGGGUCCCUUGAAGUUCUAAUUGAACGCCUUGUGCCUACUUUGGAUUAUUAUCCUGAUAAAACCUAUAUAUUCACAUUCUUGCUGAGCGCACGGAUCUUCAUUCAUCCUUAUGAGAUUCUGGCCAAAGUGGGACAAAUGUGCAUCAAGCAAAAACAGCAACUGGAAUCUGGUUCUGAGGCAGACAAAGCUAAACUCAAAUCCUUUGCUGCAAAAAUCAUCCAGCUUCUGAAGGAAUGGACAGAAACAUUUCCUUUCGAUUUCCAAGAUGAGAGAGCCCGGAAAGAAAUGAAGGAGAUUGCACAAAGGAUCACACAGUGCGAUGAGGAGAAUGGAACUAUCAAAAAAAGCAUCAGUCAGGUGACUCAGAAUGUACUUCUUGUUCUCUCCACUCGAGGCCAGUUCCAGGAGGUCAGGGAAAAGAUCCGUCAGCCUGUCAGUGAUAAAGGCACCAUUCUGAAGACCAAACCACAAUCUGCUCAAAAGGAUAUUUUGAGUGUGUGUAGUGACCCACUGAUUUUGGCUCAGCAGCUUACUACUAUUGAACUGGAACGAUUAGGAAACAUCUACCCUGAAGAUCUGAUGCAAAUCAUUAGUCACAUGGAUUCCUUGGAUAACCAUAAGUGCCGAAGUGAUGUCACAAAAACCUAUAACCUUGAAGCUUAUGACAACUGGUUUAACUGCCUAAGCAUGCUGGUGGCUACAGAGAUAUGCAAGGUGGUGAAGAAAAAGCACAGGACCAGAGUAAUGGAGUUUUUCAUAGAUGUAGCCAGAGAAUGUUUCAACAUUGGAAAUUUCAAUUCCAUGAUGGCCAUCAUCUCUGGAAUGAAUCUCAGUCCUGUAGCCAGGCUUAAGAAGACGUGGUCCAAAGUGAAAACAGCCAAAUUUGACGUUCUUGAGCAUCACAUGGAUCCCUCAAGCAACUUCUGUAAUUACCGUACAGCCCUGCAGGGAGCAACCCAGAGGUCCCAAAGUGCCAACAGCAGUCGGGAGAAAAUUGUAAUCCCAGUUUUCAACCUUUUCAUCAAAGACAUCUUUUUCCUUCACAAAAUCCAUUCUAACCGCUUACCUAAUGGACACAUCAAUUUCAAGAAAUUCUUGGAGAUUUCAAGACAGAUCCAUGAUUUCCUAACUUGGAAGCAGGUGGAGUGUCCAUAUGAGAAAGACAAAAAGAUUCAAACCUACCUACUAACCACGCCUAUUUACACUGAAGAAGCCCUUUUCCUGGCUUCCUUUGAGAACGAAGGUCCAGAUAACCACAUGGAAAAAGACAGCUGGAAGACUCUCAGGUCAACGCUUUUGAACAGAGCCUGAAAACCGAUCAAUCAAAGCCUGAAGCACAUACAGGAAUAAAAGAAUUUUUAGAUUUC